Molecule: messenger RNA, 1461 nt
Organism: Cottoperca gobio
Lineage: Eukaryota; Metazoa; Chordata; Actinopteri; Perciformes; Bovichtidae
Product: zinc finger protein 135-like
Exons: 3
Coding region: 141-800 (219 amino acids)
Biological process (GO): regulation of transcription by RNA polymerase II
Molecular function (GO): RNA polymerase II cis-regulatory region sequence-specific DNA binding; DNA-binding transcription factor activity, RNA polymerase II-specific
Source: RefSeq, a predicted model, not a curated record
GAAUAUUUAUUCUCAAAGAUUCGGGCCGGAAGUCGUCCUCUCGGUGCUGCUGGCAGAACACGGAAGCAAGUUGUUUUAGCUGCGUAGAUAGAUAGCACAACGGCGAUUUAAACCUAUUUUAUACAGUCUAUGAUUCAAACAUGUCUAAAGUAGAGAUGUUGAGACUGUUGGUGAAUGAACGACUUACUGCGGCUGCUGAAGAGAUAUUUGGACUGUUUGAAAGAACCAUAGCAGAAUAUGAAGAAGAACUUUCUCGUUCAAAAGAAGAGACCGAGCGACACCGGAAACUAUUGGACGCUGUUUUGAAGCCUGAAGUUCGCUUACAUAGAGCAGUAUUAUCUGCAGACGUUCAGCAGGACCCAGAGCCCCCACACAUUGAAGAGCAACUCUGGAGCAGUCAGGGACGAGUGGAAGAGAAAGCUCCGUCCUCAAAGCUUCAUCUGAGAAAAGCCUGCAGCUCUGCUCCACAGAUGGAAAAAGAGAGGCAUGGAGAGGACUGUGGAGUAUCAGAACCAACCAGGAGCUUAGAUCCAGAGAGUUAUGAUGACUUGGAGGAGACAAGGAAACCUCAGUCAGAUUCAAAAACGCUGACAAAUAAUUGCGUUCCUGAAGGUGAUAAAAAAGAGACAGCAGUGACAUCAUCUCCCUCCCUCCUGCUCAACAGUUCCACACUGGACCUCCACUCCUGCUGUUCUGGCGAUAAAUGUUCUUUAAUCUCCAACAGCUCUGGAUCAUCUAACAGAAAGGACAAGGACAGACUAAACUCCUGCAGAACUGCACAAGAUACUGAUCUGAUCUGAUAUAACAUUACCAUUCAGUAAAAUAUGUAUCGCACAGAAAGGUCAUAGAUUUAAAGAGUGAAGCACUGGUUUAGAUUAAAAUCUAGCAACUAAAUUGAAAAUGAGACAAUAUGAGUCAGGAUCUGCCAGAUUCAGCUCAGGAAAUUGUUUUUGUUUUAGUGUUGACUGGGAAAUUUUGAAGAACUGAAAAAAAUCUGAAAAAAGGAUAAUGGCAAAUCAACAACAAUCAAAUCAAGCUUAUUCAGUUAGCCAUGUAUGAAAAACUAAACGGCCCAGUUGUUCUCGAUGACAUGACUUUCUGUUGUCAAACAAAUGUACAAGUAUAAAACUGUGACGAGGUCAUGUGCUGUAAAUGAUAUUUUCUCACCAAAGCUUGUUUGCACUGAUAGCAAAAAAAUACAUUAUCAAGUAUGGACAGGGCCCUUCAUGUGUGGAUAACUACGUUAGUUUGAUUUGAUUGUUGAUGAUUUGACACUGGAUGGAUUUAAUCUAAACAAAUAUACACAUAUAUGGUAUACAAUUCAUAGAACUGACACUACUGUCAUGAGCCCUCUCCCUGCCUGGUAACACCACUAAUUGUUUUCAAUUAUGUGCCACUCUGCUCCCUGCUCUCUCUACUCUGUCUGAUUACCUCCACCUGUCUCUGCUCUGCCUGCCUGCC